AGUUACAGAGGAGAGAAAACUUUUGACUGUAAUAGAGAUUUGGAAGUAUUCUGCAAGAAGCCAAAUUUCACUCAACAUCAAGAAACACAUAUAGGAAAGAAUGCCUAUAAAAUUAAUCAGUAUGCUAGUACAUUUUGCCGUAAGCCAAAGCAUUCUGUAUAUCAGAAAACAGAUACACAAGAAAAACUCUAUGAAUGUAGUGAAUGUGGGAAAACCUUCAGCCAUAAAUCCUCUUUUAUCCUACAUCAGAGGAUACACAGAGGAGAGAAACCCUAUGAAUGCACUGAAUGUGGGAAAACUUUUGGAUAUAGGUCAUGCCUUGCAGUACAUCAAAGAACACACACGGGCAAAACCUAUGAAUGUAAUGAAUGUGGAAAAAACUUCUGUGAGAAGUCAAAUCUUCAUGUACAUCAGAGAACACACACAGGAGAGAAACCCUAUGGAUGUAACGAAUGUCAGAAAGCCUUUGGUGAUAGGUCAGCUCUAAAAGUACAUCAGAGAAUACAUACUGGCGAGAAACCCUAUGAGUGUAAGGAAUGUGGGAAAACUUUCUCCCAGAAGCCAAACUUCAUUAAUCAUCAGUGAACUCACACAGGAGAGAGACCCUUUGAAUGCAAUGAAUGUCAAAAAUCCUUCUCUGUGAAGUCAAAACUUAGAGAACAUCAGAGAAUUCACACAGGGGAGAAAUCCUAUGAAUGUAAUGAAUGUGAGAAUAUGUUCUACCACAAGUCAUCCCUCACAGUACAUCAGAGAACCCACACAGGAGAGAAACCCUAUGCAUGUAGUGAAUGUGGGAAAACCUUCUACCAGAAGUCAUCCCUCACAACACAUCAGAGAACACACACAGGGGAGCAACCCUAUGAAUAUAAUGAAACCUUUUACCAGAAUCCCAACUUCACUAAACAUCAGAGAGACGACAUAGAGGAAACCCUUGUCAACAUCCUGAAGGCUCAGAAACCUUCACCUUCUUGGACUCAUUCCAUAGCAGAAACAACCCAGGUUGGGAGUUUCUGUGAAUUGUUCAACAAUAUUCCCAGUAUAUAUUCAUAGGAAAACAGAUAAACAGCAUAACCAUUACCUUUACUCUUCACAUUUUUCCAAGACCAGUAGAAAAUGAACAGAUCCCAGGCACCUGUGUGGGUUCCCUCAGACCUGGCCCCAGUACUUUUGCCUUUCCUUGGGAGCCAUCUGAUUCACUGCUGGUUUCAGCAGCCACCAACAUGCCAGUGACUCCGCAGUCCUCAGCUUCAUUACGGGCUUCCCUUCUGAGUGCCAGAACCACUCAUCCAGCUGCCUCCUGAAGAUCCCUGCCUGCCCGUUCCACAGACACUUCAAGCACAACAUGUCCGAGACCCCUCUAGCCCUUACCUUUUGCCCAGCCUCUUUCUUUGCACUUCCCAGUCUUUGCAAAUGGCACCUGGAUUUACCUGGAGGCUCAUAAAGAAACUCUGGGAGAUAAUUUCCCCAUCUUUCUUUUGCACCAUGAAUUUGGGACCAAUAUCUCUUAAUGUCUUAUUUUGUAGGAUCAGUUCUUUCCAGGAGUUAGCUAACAUCUUUUGUAAAGAGCCAGAUAGCGAAUAUUUUAUGCCUUGUGGACCAAGAAAUAAAAUCAAGGAUAUAUAUAGGACUUACUGAGCAAGAGACAGAAGAAAUUUCCACCAAUUUUUUUUUGUUUUGUUUUAUUUUGUUUGCUUGUUUUGAUAUGAGGUCUUUGGCCUCACUCUGUCGCCAGGCUGAAGUGCAAUGGUGUGAUCAUGGCUCACUGUAGCCUAGACCUCCUAGGAGGUUCAAGUGAUUCUUCCACGUCAGCCUCCUGAGUAGCUGGGACCACACAGCCACCACGCUGCCACAUCCCGCCAUGAGCUGCUAAUUUUAAAAAAUUUCUGUGAAGAUGGGGUUUUGCCACAUUGCCCAGGCUACCACCAAUUUUUGUUGAUGAAAUUCAAAAUAUAAUCAUAAUUGUGUUAUAGUGUUUUGCAAUACAGGUCUACUAAUGAGAAAAGUGGAGUUCUUUUGGGGUGGUUAACAUUUUGCUUAAUUGAGGUUCUUCGUAAUUAUUCUAUGUCAUCAAAAUCUAUUGCAAAUCAUCAUUUGCUAAUGUUGAAUUGUAAUGAGAUUUCACAUAUUUCAUCUUUGAAAAUGUGUUUCACAUAGGUGCUACCAGUUACUGAUAUCAGUCCACAAACAUGAUUUUAUUUUUUUAUUUUAUUUUAUUUUAUUUUAUUUUAUUUUGAGAUGGAGUCUUGCUCUAUCGCCCAGGCUGGAGUGUAGUGGCGUGAUCUUGGCUCACUGCAAGCGCCACCUCCUGGGUUCAUGCCAUUCUCCUGCCUCAGCCUCCCAAGUAGCUGGGACUACAGGCACCUGCCACCACGCCCGGCUAAUUUUUUUGUAUUUUUUUAGUAGAGAUGGGGUUUCACCAUGUUAGCCAGAAUGAUUUCAAUUUCCUGACCUCGUGAUCCGCCGGCCUCGGCCGCCUCCCAAAGUCAUGAUUUUAUUUUUUAAAAAUAAAUUUAAUGUGUAUUUUUGAGGCUUACAACAUAUUAUGGGAUAUAUAUAGAUAGUAAAGUGUUUAGUGAAGCAGAUUAAUGGAUCUGUCAUCUCACAUAGUUGCUUUUGUUGUGACAAGAGCAGCUACAAUUUACUUAAUAAAAAUCCCUAAUAGAAUUUUACUAAUUUUAGUCCUUAUAUUGUACAUUAGAACUCUAAAGGUGUUCAGGCCAGGCGUGGUGGCUCAUGCCUGUAAUCCCAGCACUUUUGGAGGCCAAGGCGGGCGGAUCACCUGAGGUCAGCAGUUUGAGACCAGCCUGACCAACAUGGAGAAACCCCGUCUGUACUAAAAAUACAAAAUUAGCUAAGUGUGGUGUUGCAUGCCUGUAAUCCCAGCUACUCAGGUGGCUGAGGCAGGAGAAUUCCUUGAACCUGGGAGGCAGAGGUUGCGGUGAGCUGAGAUUGCCCCAUUGCACUCCAGCCCAGGCAACAAGAGCGAAACUCCUUCUCAAAAACAAACAAACAACAACAACAAAAAAACUCUAAUGGUGUUCAUCCUACAUAUUUAAGAGUUUGUAUCCUUUGACCUACAUUUCCCCAUUUCCUUUACCACCCCUCCAACACCUGUGGUAACCACUGCUUUAUUCUCUUUGUAUUUGAGCUCUUUUCAAAAAUAUGGCUAACAGCCUGGCGUGAUGGCUCACACCUGUAAUCCCAGCACCCUGGGAGGCUGAGGUGGGUGGAUUGCCUGAGACUAGGAGUUCAGAUCAGCCUGGGCGACAUGGCGAAACCCUGUCUCUACAAACAGUAAAAAUAUCCAGGGAUCAGUGUCGCUCAAGGAUGUGACUGUGGCCUUCACCCAGGAGGAGUGGCAGCAUCUGGGCCCUAUUGAGAGGACCCUGUACAUGAAUGCAAUGCUGGAGAACUACAGCCUCCUCAUCUCAGUGGGGUAUUGCAUUAGCAAGCCAAAGGUGGUCUUCAAGUUGGAGCAAGGAGAGGAGGCAUGGAUAUUAGAGGAAGAGUCCUCAAACCAAAGCCACUUUGACAGGGUCUUGCUCUGUCACUCAGGCUGGAGUACAAUGGUGCAGUCACCAUUUACAAUAGCAUUAAAAAAAUUAAGAUACUUCAGAGUAUAUUUAACCAAAUGAAGCAAGACUUGUACACUGAAACUAUAAAACAUUGUCGAAAGAAACUAAAUACUACAAUGUAUGGCGAUUCCUCAAGGAUCUAGAACUAGAAAUACCAUUUGACCCAGCCAUCCCAAAGGAUUAUAAAUCAUGCUGCUAUAAAGACACAUGCACACGUAUGUUUAUUGCGGCACUAUUCACAAUAGCAAAGACUUGGAACCAACCCAAAUGUCCAUCAAUGAUAGACUGGAUUAAGAAAAUGUGGCACAUAUACACCAUGGAAUACUAUGCAGCCAUAAAAAAGGAUGAGUUCAUGUCUUUUGUAGGGACAUGGAUGAAGCUGGAAACCAUCAUUCUCAGCAAACUAUCGCAAGAACAGAAAACCAAACACCGCAUGUUCUCACUCUUAGGUGGGAAUUGAACAAUGAGAACACUUGGACACAGGAAGGGGAACAUCACACACUGGGGCCUGUCGUGGGGUGGCGGGAGGUUGGAGGGAUAGCAUCAGGAGAUAUACCUACUGUAAAUGAUGAGUUAAUGGGUGCAGCACACCAACAUGGCACACGUAUACAUAUGUAACAAACCUGCACAUUGUGCACAUGUACCCUAGAACUUUAAGUAUAAUAAUAAAAAAAAGAAACUAAAUACCUAAAUAACUCAUUAUUCACGUUUGUGCUGGUGCUGUUCUAAAUCUACUGCACUG
Molecule: messenger RNA, 4317 nt
Organism: Pongo pygmaeus (Bornean orangutan)
Lineage: Eukaryota; Metazoa; Chordata; Mammalia; Primates; Hominidae
Product: zinc finger protein 239-like
Biological process (GO): regulation of transcription by RNA polymerase II
Molecular function (GO): RNA polymerase II cis-regulatory region sequence-specific DNA binding; DNA-binding transcription factor activity, RNA polymerase II-specific
Source: RefSeq, a predicted model, not a curated record